This is a messenger RNA of Batrachochytrium dendrobatidis JAM81, 1336 nucleotides long. RefSeq lists its product as uncharacterized. The record is from RefSeq and is a predicted model, not a curated record. The coding region runs from base 1 to 1233 and encodes 410 amino acids. Gene Ontology annotation, cellular component: cytosol. Gene Ontology annotation, biological process: L-aspartate biosynthetic process. Lineage: Eukaryota; Fungi; Chytridiomycota; Chytridiomycetes; Rhizophydiales. Gene Ontology annotation, molecular function: pyridoxal phosphate binding; L-aspartate:2-oxoglutarate transaminase activity. The transcript has 8 exons.
AUGGCCUCACUGUCUGCAGCCUCGCACUUUGGAAACACCCCUCUGGCUCCUCCUGACCCCAUCUUCCAUCUGACUGCUUCCUACAAAGCUGACCCUAACCCUCUCAAAAUCAAUCUGGGUGUUGGUGCCUACAGAGACAAUGAUGGAAACCCAUGGAUUCUGCCUGUUGUUAAAAAGGCAGAACGCAUGAUUAUCGAAAACUCAUCUCUGGACCACGAGUAUCUUCCCAUUGAUGGCAUUCGCAGCUUUGCAGAGGCCUCGGCACGUUUAAUUCUCGGUGCAGACUCUCCCGUGAUUCGUGAAAAAAGGUAUACUGCUGCUCAGUCCAUCUCUGGAACUGGAGCGGUGCGAAUGGGUGCAGAUUUUUUGGCUAGGUUCAACAUGUCUCCCGUCUAUAUUUCAAAUCCCACUUGGGGAAACCAUCGCGCCAUUUUUAAUGAUGCUGGAUUCAAGGAUAUCCGUGAAUACAAAUACUGGAACCCCGAGACUCGCGGUCUUUUUAUUGAAGAAAUCCUCAAGACAUUCAAGGAAGCGCCAAAUGGAUCCAUUUUACUGCUCCAUCCCUGUGCUCACAAUCCCACUGGUGUGGACCCCACGAUGGAUCAAUGGAAAAUGAUUGCUCAAGUUGCUCGUGAAAAAAAUCAUUUGAUCUUUUUUGACUGUGCAUACCAAGGGUUUGCUAGUGGAAACCUUGACAAGGAUGCUCAGUCUGUUCGAUACUUUGUCGACCAAGGAUUUGAAAUGUUGAUUGCUCAGUCCUAUGCCAAAAACUUUGGUUUGUAUAAUGAGCGUACAGGAUGUUUAUCCAUCAUUACCAAAGAUCCAGACACUGCAGUCAGAGCCAAUAGCCAAAUUUGCAAGUUGGUGCGAGCUGGAUACUCUAACCCGCCUGCAUUUGGCGGCCGUAUUGUGUCGCUUGUUCUCAACUCUCCCGAAAUGUAUCGAGAGUGGGAGAUUCAGCUUAAAAGUAUGGCAGACCGUAUCAUUUCUAUGCGCAAGGCACUUUUUGAGGCUUUGAAGGCUCUUGGGACUCCUGGCACGUGGAAUCAUAUCGUUGACCAGAUUGGCAUGUUUUCAUUCACUGGUCUCACUCCCUCUCAAGUCAAGAUUCUUCGCGAAAAAAACCAUGUCUACAUGACUGACAAUGGCCGUAUCUCCAUGGCUGGACUGAACACUGGCAAUGUGCGUCGGUUUGCAGAGGCUGUUGACUGGGCUGUUCGCAAUGUCAAAUGAUAUUUCACCCAACAGACUACAAUACGACGUUUAGCAUUUUGGUGAAUCAUGUCUACCAUUCAAAGAUGAUGCGUAUUAUAAACUGAAGAAUCGGACUACUUAU